AUGGGUCGGGGAGAGAUUCCGGUCAAUGCGUGCCCCUCUGUUAGCAGGUUGCAGAGGUGGGCUCCCGCUGUACGGUCGGCCAGUUUAAGGCGUCCGCUGCGAAUUCCAAUGGUGGGCGAACAGGCUGUCAAGGACGAGCCUUGCGUGGACAUCAUUAUCCGCGUUGUGAAGGCGGAGCUGAGCCACAUCGACGGCUUCUUCGGUGUGGCGGACGUCUUCGCGAAUGUCCACUGGGAGGCUCCCGAUGGCUGCCGUUGGCAGGUUGCGAGGACGCCUACCAUCUGGAUGUCGGGCCGCUGCCCGGAGUGGGAGUUCGACUGCCCGAAGCGAGCCCCGGCGGCGGGUGAUCGGCAGUUCGUUCGGGUGAUGUCGGCGGUUUGGCAGCGGUACAACGAAGAGCUCUACGAGGUAAGCUCGGAGAGCGAAGGGAGCCUAAGCUCGCUGCUGGCCGCCCGCUUCAGCGGCGCGCACGACAAGGCUGCGCGCGAGUACGCACCGUGCGAGGCUACUGAGCCGCUCACGAUGCCGCCGUCACCGCUGCUCCAGCGCCUGAGCACGGCCGACUUGCAGAAGGUACGGGACGCCGCGCGUGUACUCGAGACGUUCGGCCUGACCGGCAUCGACAGCGUGCCGCAGCUGGUCGCCGACCUUGAUGCAGCGGUCCACGCGCGUGCCGAGGCGGAGAACGCCAAAUGCAAGGCAUGGAUGGACCACGUGACGGUGCCGGAGGCGUAUCGCGAGAGAGGUUCCAUCAUCAGUGACACAGCCAAGCGCGGCAUCUCGGUGGCGCAGCUGCAGGAGCUGGGCACGCUGGUGCAGGAGGUCUUGGAGAAGACUACGGUCGUGGACAGGAGCAACGCCAGGCAGGACUGGAAGCGCAUCAACCUGUACAUCAUUUGCGCUUACUUCGUGAUGCCGUUGACAAGCCGCUUCCGUUGCUCCUUCGUCGAGCUGCUUGCCGAUGCGGAGCAAGUCCCAACGUGGUUCGUUAGCCACUACUGGGGCACACCGUUCUACCAGACCCUCCGCAUGUUGUCCUUACACCGUCUUCAUCGCAGGCUUGCUGAGGGUUGCUUCUAUUGGUUGUGCACGUUCGCGAACAACCAACAUCAUCUCGAUGAACUCAACGGCGGCUUGGUUGAUUCGCCUUUCGUUAGGGUUCUUCGAGCCGAGUCGUGCUGCGGUACCGUCGCGCUGAUGGACGAGAAGGCAACCCCCUUCCAUCGCGUCUGGUGCGUCCUGGAAUGCUACGAGAGCACCAUGAGCGUGGAGACCGCUGGUAAGAAAGAGCACUUCUACGACAUCGCAGCGUGGAUCCCAGAGAACACCCAGUUCUGUAUGGGACAGGCUCGCCCUGAGCAAGCAGCUCUGCAGCUGGAUGUUGGGCAGCAUGACUCCGGUGUUUGUGAGGUGGUAGAGAAGGAGGGGGCAUUUCCUUGGCAAGUGGCAGACAUCGGUGUCAAGACGAACGUCCGCGAGGCGGAAGCCUCCCGAGAAGUUGAUAAGCGCGUCAUCAUGGCAUACAUCACAGGCAAAGAGGACCGCUUGAACGCCAUCGUCCGGCAGCGGUUCGUCUCCGGGGCCAUGUACUCGGCUGCGCUCGCCGGCAAACCUGACGCACUUCGCGAUCUUCUCCGAUCCCAUCCGGACGCAGUGGACAAGGCCAACAACAAAGGCGCCACGCCCGUUUUCGUCGCCGCGCAGGAGGGCCAGGUGGAGACGCUCAAGGUCCUCGUCGAGGCAAAGGCCAACCUGGACAAGGCCAAAAAUAUCGGCGCCACGCCCGUUUACAUCGCCGCGCAGAAGGGCCAGGUGGAGGCGCUCAAGGUCCUCGUCGAGGCAAAGGCCAACCUGGACAAGGCCAUGAACGACGGCGCCACGCCCGUUUUCAUCGCCGCGCAGAAGGGCCAGGUGGAGGCGCUCAAGGUCCUCGUCGAGGCAAAGGCCAACCUGGACAAGGCCAUGAACGACGGCGCCACGCCCGUUUUCAUCGCCGCGCAGAAGGGCCAGGUGGAGGCGCUCAAGGUCCUCGUCGAGGCAAAGGCCAACCUGGACAAGGCCAUGAACGACGGCGCCACGCCCGUUUUCAUCGCCGCGCAGAAGGGCCAGGUGGAGGCGCUCAAGGUCCUCGUCGAGGCAAAGGCCAACCUGGACAAGGCCAUGAACGACGGCGCCACGCCCGUUUUCAUCGCCGCGCAGAAGGGCCAGGUGGAGGCGCUCAAGGUCCUCGUCGAGGCAAAGGCCAACCUGGACAAGGCCAACAAUAACGGCGCCACGCUCGUUUUCAUCGCCGAGCAGAAGGGCCAGGUGGAGACGCUCAAGGUCCUCGUCGAGGCAAAGGCCAACGUGGCAUGA
This is a messenger RNA of Prorocentrum cordatum, 2355 nucleotides long. NCBI's taxonomy places the organism in Eukaryota, Dinophyceae, Prorocentrales, Prorocentraceae. The record is from the annotation of a GenBank genome assembly.